AUGCAAGAACAAUUCAGUCAAAUCUACCGCUUGGCUGGGGCCAUUUUGAGCUCGACGAUCCCGAAGUCUUCCAGUCGCGCAAUUUUGCCAGCCUUUUCGCCUCGUGAACCUGACUUCCGGACAGCCGAAGACGACGGCAUGUCUGAGGCGGGUGUCAACGUGGACGCGUCGUCAGGGCCGCUGUGGAGCCACUGCCUGGUCGACCGUCAGGCGCUGACAGCGGGCGUCGGUCUGCUGCAGGAGGGCCGUCAGCCCGAGCCUCAGGCCGACGCAGAUUGGCUCCGCGGUCUGCAGACCGGCGGGGGGGGG
Messenger RNA from Protopolystoma xenopodis, 309 nucleotides. Lineage: Eukaryota; Metazoa; Platyhelminthes; Monogenea; Polystomatidea; Polystomatidae. The record is from the annotation of a GenBank genome assembly.